ACAACAUCACCACAACACCACCACAACAACACCAUCAACAUCACCAUAACCACCACAAUACCAUCACCAUCACCACCAACAUCACGAUCACCACCAAGGCCACCAUUGUCGCGACCAUCACCACGUCUCUGCAAUGAUCACGGAGCCGGGAAGUCUGCAUCAUCAGAACGAUGGAGUCGCCGCUCUCUCCAACGUCCCCCUCCACUCCCCCGGGCACAGCCCCCUGGAGACCCCCUCGUGGGGGGUGGGUGCCUGGGAGGCUGGCCUGGUUGGGCCCUACGAGACCCCCGGUCCCGAGGGCUCCUUCGAGGGCUUGGAGGGGAUGGGGGAGGGGGGAAGGGGGGAGCCCCCCGGGAGCCCCCGCGAGCAAUGGGGGGGGCGGAUGGAGUUCCUCCUCUCGCUGCUGGGAUACUGCGUGGGCCUGGGCAACGUGUGGAGGUUCCCUUACCUGUGUUACCGCAACGGUGGAGGCGCCUUCCUCAUCCCCUACCUGCUCAUGCUGGCUCUGUGCGGCCUCCCAGUCUUCCUCAUGGAGCUCAGCCUGGGCCAGUUCAGUGCCUUGGGCCCCUUGGCCGUGUGGCGAUGCUGCCCCAUCCUUACAGGUAUAGGCUACGCUAUGUUGAUACUCUCCGUGCUGGUGAGUCUCUACUACGUGGUGAUCAUCGCCUGGACACUCUUCUACCUCUUCAGCUCCUUCCAGAGUCCCCUGCCCUGGGCCUGCGAAGCACCAAACAACCAGCACCUGUGCACGAACCUGACCUUGAACGAGACCCACGCCACGCCGAGCGAGGUGUUCUGGAAUGAGCGCGUGCUGCAGGUGGGGUCCACCCAGGGUCUUCACGACCCCGGCAGAGUGAGGGGUGAGCUAGCCGGCUGUCUCCUGCUGGCCUGGGUCAUCAUCUGGCUCUGUCUCUUCCGCGGCGUCCGCAGCUCGGGAAAGGUGGUGUACGUGACAGCCACGUUCCCGUACGCGGUGCUGCUGAUCCUGUUGGUGCGCGGGGCGACGCUGGAGGGCUCCCUGCAGGGAGUGGCGUUCUACCUGACUCCACAAUGGGAGCGCCUCGCCCAGCCACAGGUUUGGAACGACGCUGCGACACAGAUUUUCUACUCGUUGGGGGUCGGAUUCGGAGGAUUGCUCAGCCUAGCCUCGUACAACAAGCACAACAACAAUGUGAUCAGGGACACGCUGAUCGUGGCGCUGGCGGUACUGUAG
Molecule: messenger RNA, 1213 nt
Organism: Petromyzon marinus (sea lamprey)
Lineage: Eukaryota; Metazoa; Chordata; Hyperoartia; Petromyzontiformes; Petromyzontidae
Source: RefSeq, a predicted model, not a curated record